UUUUUACCCAACGGAGCGCAUUGCCUCGUCCUGCCGCUUAAUUAAACGUUAUUAUCGUCUAUCACUCCUGUGCAUUUCGGAGUUUUCAUUCCUCCAUCGCUCCUCCAAGGAAAAUAACAAAACAAUGGGGUGCCGACAAUCCAAAGCUGAUGCGGUCGUGGACCCCACCGCUGGGUCGACCCAGCGACAAGCUCGUGGCAGUCUACGAGACGACCUGACGUCCGACCUCAUCCAGCACAAGUACGUGGACGACAUCAACGAAUUCUUCCACUUCAACGCCAUCAUCGGCACGGGCCACUUUGGCUGCGUCAAACACGCCGUGAGCAAGAAGUCUGGCAAGGAAUGGGCCGUCAAGGUCGUCGCUCUGAGUAACGAAGUGGACCGAGACGCUUUACGCAACGAGAUCAACAUCCUCAAGCGACUGCAUCACCCUCAGAUCGUGCGUGUCAUCGCCUCGUACGAAGACAAGGAGCACAUGUAUAUGAUCAUGCAGCAUUGUAAAGGGAAAGAACUGUACGAUCAUCUGUACCAGGAACACCGCACCUUCUCCGAGAACGACGUCCGGAAGAUCAUCCGUGCUCUGUUGCGAGCUCUGGCGUUCUUGCACUCGAACUUCAUCACUCACCGCGACUUAAAGCUGGAGAAUUUGCUCUUAGAGAACGCCGAGAACCCGGGAUCUCUUCGUCUGUGUGACUUUGGGCUCAGCACACGCUUCAAACGAGGCGAGAAGCUGGAAAAGUCGCUGGGAACGAUCGACUACGUCGCGCCCGAGGUUCUAGACGGCGACUACAACGAGAAGUGCGAUCUCUGGAGCGUUGGCGUCAUCUGCUUCGAGCUGCUCACUGGCGUGUCUCCCUUCCACGCCGCGACGAUCGAUGAGACCAUGGGCAAUAUCUACGACGGAGUGUUGGUCUUUGAGAACGAUGUGUGGUCCACAUUCUCUCCGGCUUCCAUCCUCUUCAUCAAGGCGCUAGUGAAGGACAACGUGGACCAGCGACUGUCAGCAGAGCAGGCGCUGGACCACAAAUGGCUCAGCGAAGGAGAGAUGGCCAGUGUCGAUGGCUCGGGCGCUGCACGGCUACAGAGCGACAAGUGUGUGUUGCUAACCAACAUGCUGAGCUUCAGUCAGUGUCGCAAACUGAAGCAAGCGGCGUUGCUGUCGGUGGCUCUGGGGAUCUCGGAGGAUCAUCUUCAGCAAGAAAUGGCCGCCGAGGUUUUCCAUUCCAUGGACAGCAACAAGAAAGGGUCCUUGUCUCGAGACGAGUUCUGUAGCGCUCUAGUGGAGUGUGGCGUGUCAACUGCCGACGCCGCGGAGCUCUUCACACGCAUCAAUCAGUCGAAAAGCGGCCACAUCAACUACCUGGAGUUUAUGGCUGCUGUCAUGGACCAGCGAGACAUUGGACAGAGCACAAUUAAGGAGGCGUUCGGCAUUCUAGACGGCGAGAAACAGGGCCGUCUGUCGCUUGUUGGACUGCAGGAUUUGUUCAAGAACUCGAUGGUAGCGGAGGAGGUCAAGGAGAUGAUUGCGUCUGUUGACACCAAGGGCGAUGGGUAUGUGGACUUUGAGGCUUUCCAGGGGCUCUUCACUGCCUCUGGGUCUACGCUGCCUCAAGUGGCUGAGGAGGACUCGUCCACUACUGCUGGUAUCGGGAACGGAGAUGUGGAGAGUCCUGACAAGCCAGUGGCGACGUCUCAGAGCUUCUGCACUAGGAACACGGAGAGUACCGUGGACAGUGUCACUGAUCGAACGACGCCUUCCUCGACUUCGGGCUCGUUGGGUUACGCAUCAGGGAAGCCAGAGGAGAGCGAAGCGAUCAAGACAGAGCUAGUGCACCAAAGCGACGUCACAGUCGCGGUGGUAAACGGAUAA
Messenger RNA from Phytophthora infestans T30-4, 1870 nucleotides. RefSeq names its product calcium-dependent protein kinase, putative. The record is from RefSeq and is a predicted model, not a curated record. Lineage: Eukaryota; Oomycota; Peronosporomycetes; Peronosporales; Peronosporaceae. Gene Ontology annotation, molecular function: calcium/calmodulin-dependent protein kinase activity; calmodulin binding; calcium-dependent protein serine/threonine kinase activity. The transcript has a single exon. Gene Ontology annotation, cellular component: nucleus; cytoplasm. Bases 125 to 1870 code for a protein of 581 amino acids. Gene Ontology annotation, biological process: protein autophosphorylation; peptidyl-serine phosphorylation; intracellular signal transduction.